Chrysoperla carnea is the source of this 1778-nucleotide messenger RNA. It is a transcript of the gene SamDC, whose product is annotated as S-adenosylmethionine decarboxylase proenzyme. Bases 157 to 1302 code for a protein of 381 amino acids. Gene Ontology annotation, cellular component: cytosol. Gene Ontology annotation, biological process: spermidine biosynthetic process; spermine biosynthetic process. Gene Ontology annotation, molecular function: adenosylmethionine decarboxylase activity. Lineage: Eukaryota; Metazoa; Arthropoda; Insecta; Neuroptera; Chrysopidae. The transcript is spliced from 8 exons. The record is from RefSeq and is a predicted model, not a curated record.
UAUUUGCAAACUAGUGUCGAUUGAAUUGAGAUGUCAAUUGUUAUAAAUUAAAUAAAGAACAGUUUCGCAUAAUAAUUAAAUUAUAUUGUGAAAAUUGAAAAAGAAUAAACAAUUCAAUAAAAUAUCCGAUAAGUUGUUAAUCGAAAAUCGCGUGCAAUGGCCGCUAAUAAUAUUAAACCGAAUUCGGGUAAUGAUAAUAAUUGUGAACAGUAUUUUGAGGGUGUUGAAAAGUUAUUGGAAAUUUGGUUUACAAAUGAUGAUGGUGAAAAUUCGACAACAAAACAGGGUGAUUUACGGAAAAUUUCAAGACAACAAUUUGAAUCAUUAUUGAAAAUCGUACGAUGUGAAAUCAUCAGCUACAUCAGUAAUGACGAAAUUGAUGCAUAUGUUUUGAGUGAAAGCAGUAUGUUUGUAUCAAAACGGCGUUUAAUAUUGAAAACAUGUGGAACGACAACACCGUUACUAUGUUUGGGCGCACUUUUGCGUCUUGCUGAACAAAUUGCUGGAUUUACAAAUGUUCAAGAUUUAUUUUAUUCACGUAAAAAUUAUGGUCGCCCAGAAUUACAACAUACGCCACAUCAAGCAUUCGAUCAAGAGGUGACGUUAUUGGAUUCAUUUUUUGAAAAUGGUUCAGCAUAUUGUUUGGGUAGCAUGAAUCGUGAUUGCUGGUAUUUAUACACAUUGAAUCCAGCUAUGAUUGGACCGUUAAAAUCACCGAGCGCUUUAGAAACAAGUGUUAUGUUACCACCAUUUAGCAAAGAGAAGCAAAAUGAUGAGGAUCGUAGUUUAAUUGAACCAGAUCAAACAUUAGAAAUAUUGAUGACCAACUUAGAUUUGGAUAUUAUGGCAAUAUUUACACGGGAUGAAACACAAAGCGCAGCUGAAGCUACAAAGCGUUCUGGAAUCGAUAAACUAAUUCCAAAUAUGGUGAUUGAUGAUUUCUUAUUCGAACCAUGUGGAUAUUCAAUGAAUGGUAUCUCAAAAACGACCGACUCAGAAGGAGAACCAGGACAUUACAUGACCAUACAUAUAACACCGGAACAAGAUUUCUCGUAUGUAUCGUUUGAAACAAAUGCUCCAUUGGUCAGUUACAAAGAUCUGAUGAAUCGUGUUUUGAACACGUUUAAACCAAAUGAAGCUGUUGUUACAAUUUUUGCAAACCAGACUUCGAUGGCAGCUGAAGCACCACGUGAAUUGGAUAAAGUGAGUUCGUUAGGUGAUUGGUUACGUCGUGACAUACAACAUUGUCGUUUCAAACAUUAUGAUCUCACUUACGCAUUCUACAGUAAAUUUCCAAGCUGAGGGUGUGCCCCCAGCCUGAUUGUGUGUUACAAAUGUUUAUCUCAAAACAAUCAAAUCUCCAUCAUUAACUCUUCGCACAUUCUCAUAAUUCCAAUUCAUCAUUUCAUUUACUAUUUAAUUAUAUUUUUUAUAAUUAUUAGUUACAUUCCUUCCUCAUCACAAGAACAACCACCACAACCACCCCUAUCUCCACCACCCCUUAUGACUAGUACAUCUUGUAUAAGUUGUUUUGAGAACACACAAAAUCAGGAUAAAUAUAAUUAUGUAAUAUUUGAUAAAAAUCAUAGUAAUAAAAUUUGUAGAAAUAGUGAUGUAAUUAAUCGUAGCCAUAAAAAUCUUUUCAAUAAUUGUAAUUUGUGUAUGACAAGGAUAGGAACAACAUAUCCAUCGAUAUUGAUUUCAUAUUGGUGGUCGCUUGAUCUGUUCUUAUUUAUCAAUUUUUUAUUAUUGGAUACAUCGUUUGAAUCAGCAUUGAU